Molecule: messenger RNA, 5217 nt
Organism: Toxoplasma gondii ME49
Lineage: Eukaryota; Apicomplexa; Conoidasida; Eucoccidiorida; Sarcocystidae
Exons: 8
Coding region: 1-5217 (1738 amino acids)
Source: RefSeq, a predicted model, not a curated record
AUGCAUCGUACCGAUGGCCCCGGCCACAUGGUCCCGAUGCAGCAAGGUCCCUAUCGUUCACUCCACUCUGACGAGGCGGCGCACGGCCAGCAGCCAGAGGCGCCUCUGCAGAAUCCGAAUCUGUUGCCGCAGAAUCCCCACUACCUUCCCCAUGGGCCUGUUGAUCUGUUUGCUAGGGGGGCUCUGCACGAGGCCACGGCGGCUUCUGGCCGAGCGCAACCAGAGUCUAGGCAGCACGUGACUCCCGGUGCGGACCCUGCUUUCCAGAUGUGUCAGGGGACGCUCCUUGGACACCAGGAGGUGGUCUCGGGGCGGGAAAUCGACAGACGGCCUGCAACGGGUGCCUACCGUCGGGACCAGGCCCAGCCGACGCCGGAGCAGCAGUACUUCUACGAGCAGCAGCGGCUGCUUGCCAGUCAACAGCAGUCCGUGGCGCUACAUCAUGCAUUUCCGGGUCUGCGUGGGUCCAUCUCAGCUUCAGGCGGCCACCACCUCCACGGCCUUGUCCUGCCUCAAAAUACUGGAGCGCCUUCACAGCAGGUCCACCUCACUGACAACCAUCAAGCGAACAACACUCACGUGGGCAAAGGGCAAAUGUACGAGGACGCAGCUCGACGGCGUUCGCAGGCUCCGCGGCGGGGGAAUCCCACGCAGCCGGCUGUGUAUCAGCAGCUGGUUCGGCAAACGACCCAGACGGGGGUCGGCAGAGCGACCAGCGACGCUUCAGCGAGUGGCCGAGCCACAGGAGAUGGUGGCCAGAUCCAAGUUGAGCCUCGAGACGUCAUUGCACUCCUCAGACAAAUGGCUGAAGAAAGUCCCGAGAAAUUUCAGAUGUAUCGAAUCGAAUCUGACAUGCCGGCGAAGGCUCUGCACCAGUUGCUUCACGAGUUGGAGAAGAAUCAGCUUAUCAAGCAGCAGGAAAUCCUUCGCCGAGCGCAUGCACUCGCAGCACAGCAAACUCAAGCGGCGGCCGAGGAGAAACUGAACCCUAGUGGCCCGCCCUCGCAGGCUGCUAGCAAGGCAGUGCGCUCCGGCGGAGUGUCUGGAGAUCCACAGAGACUCCCCGGUGUGGCCCUUCCCCUCAGCCAUCAGCAAAGGUGUCGCGAUGCGCCAAUGGGGGGCGUGGAUUCUUCGGUUCCCGCGACAUCGUGGCCAACUGAUUCUGUUCAAGCGGGGGACGGAGAAGAGGGAGCUGCGUCGGAAAACAAGGCCGCGACGCGGGCUCCUGCGCACUUCGUCUCGUCUCCGAAUGCAACAGACCUGGCCGAUAGAGGAGGCACCUCCGGUUCGGCCGCUGGCUUCUUCACUCACGGCGGUGUACAGACAGCGCGCGGAACUCAGCAGCCACGGGGGGUCGACGUCGAACCUGGGGCAGGCAGCUGGGGGAUGGGAAUGCCGGGAGUGGUGGGGACGGUGACCAAGUCGCCCGCCGCAGAUCCCGCUGGAUUUCCUGCGCCUUCAAGCGACACGACAGGCAGCUUGAAGCCUCGAGGACCGGGCAAUCCGUCAUACGAAAAGCAAAUGGAACUGCUCCUGAAAUUGCUGAAGACGCCUCGGGGGUCGCUAGCGAUCCAGCAGCUCGUGGACGCGGGGCGAGUGAAGCAAGAUCUCCUUCAAGCUGCGAUGGAAAAAUACAGAAGACAGCAAGAGGCAGAGGGCAGCUUGCCGGGCGCUAACCCAGGGGCUGGUCUGUCCCAGGCCGGCGACAGCACCGACCGGUUUCCGAGGCCGAGCAAGGCGUCCCCUGAAGGGGUGGACUGCCUCCGUGGGGGCGAUCCGUCGCUCGCCGCACUGCCAAACCCACAUUUUUCCGAUGGACGGGCGGCGCCUGCAUCGUCAGAUUCGCAGGACGCCGACACGCACCAAGCGAAACGCGCUCGCCUGGACGCGGAGCCCCUCCUGGGCGGGCCUCGCCCGGAAAAUUCCGGCUGUAGAGAAGGAGCAGCUGGUGCGCAGCUUGCCCCAGGAGUCUCUGACGGCGACUCCGCGUUCGAAGAGGGCACCCAAGACUCCGCUGCUGGAGGAAGCGCAGUUCGGAGAGGCCGCGCGGAGGCGACGCCGGACAGCCCCGACAACGAGAGACAAGGCAGAGAGUCUGACAGCCGUGAGCAGGGGGGACAGGCUGGCCGGCGCUGUGAGGGUGGCGGGGGUUCUGUGCAGAACGUGCCGGGGGACACGGUUCAGCGAACGCAAGGGUCCGGUUAUUCGGCUGUUUCACUGAACCCCAGCGACACCAGUGGGGGGAACGGGACUGCGUCUGUGGGGCUUCGGGGGCCGCAGAGCUCCAGCGCAGGUUCUGGGACCCAGGGAGCGGCGAGUGGAGUUAACAAGGGAGCGAGAAGCCGCGCGUCAGCGGACAGCGCCGGGGGGGACGGUGGGUUUGCCGCUUCGAAAGGGCCUGCGCACAACAGAGGAAGUGUGGUGGGAAACGGGUUCUUUACUGUAGACGCGACGAGACAACUCGUGGGAAACAACCGGAUGAAUUUUGUGAGGAUGAUGCGGGCGCUAAUGUCUCGGCCCCCAGCCACAAAGCACGUCGAACCAUACACGUGGGACGGAGCGCAUUUGGCCGUUGCGGUUGAAGCGCCUGGGACAGGUUUCUCCGACUGCGCGGGAUCGCGCCGUCUGUACAUCGGGCCGAACUCGCAGUCUCUGUCGGAUGCGCUGCGCAGCUGUGCGACGAGGCGCCCGCCAGCUUUUGCUGAGUAUCCUGGCGAUCCGCGAUUCCAUGAGACCAUCGCGAGAGGUGCUGAGAGCGUGGAACCGGGAGUUGGCGCGCACCUGCUGCACCGCCUGCAGGAGCGUCUGGCUGCUCCGAGGGGUCAACCUUUCUAUCUCCGUCAGGCACAGAUGCCGUUGGUGGGUCAGAUCGCUACUCGUUUUCCUGCACAGACAGGGGGGUACCGGCCACUGCGAGAGGGCGGCAGAAUGCCGGGAUACUUUCUGGAUGCCAGUGGCCGAAGCGUGGCUCUCGCAGGGUCGUGUCCAGCAAACGUCGCCGGAGCUGGUCGCGCUGAAGAUACCCGCUUCGCGCCGCGGCGGCGCCUGGGGAAACUCGAUUCUCACAUUCAGCGCCUGGUUGACAGUGCUGUGAGGCGCUUGAGUGGCGUGUACGGCCGGAGAUUUCUCUUGCGCGACGAGAAUGCCAUUCGAGACACGAUUAAACGGGCUUUAAAAGACCGAAUUCGGGCUAUGGCACCGAGUCUCAGUGCCCUUUCAGAGUACCGCGUCGACCGCCUUUUCCAGCGGUUGUCUGUCCGCCCAGAUUCGUCAGGCGCCCACGCCGUUGAUUUCGACUUUCCCGAAGGCGACGGGAUGGGCGACGGUGCCUUUCCAGAUCUGUUGCAAGACUCGUUCCCGUCCUGCACCAGGGGCAGACAGUCCGCUUGGGAAGGCGCAGACGCUGGAGCUGGCAGCGCGCCUGCUACUGGCUCAGGCGGCGCUGGGGAAUUGCUCCAGCACUUUUCGCUCAAACAAGACAUCGAUGAACUGCAGGCUUUCUUCAUGCAGAAGGAGAGCGACAGGCAACUGGUGGACCGUCUGCGGAAGCUCCAAGAGAGUCAGAGAAGAAACCGAACGAGUCGGGCAAGACAGCGAGCGGCGCCGGGAGGUGACGCAGGGGCCGGGACAGGCCUCACAGUCGGCGAUGAUUUGAGUAGAGACGUCGUAGGCGACCCGACCGACACUCUGUCCGCACUGCUAGGAGGACCGGCUUCAGGAGCUGCCGUCGAAGGGGCACCGGAUCCCAGUGCGUGGGUGUCGAUGCUGCGUUCAGCCGGGCCGCUGGGCAGUCAGCAGUGGAAAGCGCAGAAAGCAAAACAGGAGCAAGUUGCGGCUCAACGUCGACAUAACGUCGCCGUAGCAGAGGCAAAAGCGAUCGAAUUUGCGAAAGUCGCACAAUCCCAGCGGUGUCUGCUCUUGAAAGUCACGGCCCUCGACUUCCGAGCUUUCCUCCACACGACGACAGCAGCCUCCUUGUUUCCCGCUCAGUUCAGGAUGCGCCAGUUGCAGCUGAUUGAGUUGCUCCACUUCGAUUUGCAGGCGCCGCCAGUUCGAGUGGCCCGACACCUUCUCAUCGGGCAUCCGGUGCCGCGUGCGCCUGCUUCGCAUCCGGCGGCGCCAAGCGGUGCGUCCUCUUCCACGGCCUCUUCAGUUCCUCCCUCUUCGUUCUCAGCGGCAACUGCUGCGCGAGUUGCGGCAGCCGCUGGCGUUCGCGGACCGAGUUCGGCCCCGUCGCAUACUCAAGGAGGUCUGCCGCUCGGAACGAGGGCGGGGCAAGCUUUGCUUCCCGCAGCCACGAACGCUGGCACUGUCCCAGGUGGUGCCAGCCGGGUGUCUGGUGGUGCACCAGGCUUGGGGGAAGUGCGAGCUGGACAGAUGGCGCUGCCGUCAGCGAAAGGCUUGGCGGGUGCAGGGUACAGCGACCAGGACCAGGGGGUGAAGGCACAGCCUCCACAGUCUCAGGCGGGGCUGGAAGGGCCGCCCGCUGGAGGCAAGAAAGGAGCGAGCAAGUGUGCGCGGGUCCGCGUGCGGAAGAAGGCCGGCACCUCUGGGGGAACUCCUUCGGCGGGUUCGCAAAAAGGCGUAAUUGCACAGCAGAAAGACGGUGCGCAUGCGCCGCCGCGGGCCGCGAUUUCGGAGGUGGGGCAGGCGGGAACGGCGCGAAGUGGCCUCGAGCAAAACCAAGAGUCGUCGGGUGUCGAUACAGCCGGAGGUAUUGACUCUCUUGCGGAUUUGUUUGGAAGUGGGGCGCGGCCCGAAGACUUCGUGAUGGCUUCGAACAAUCGCCGAGACGAGAGAGCCAAAUCAGGAGGCCCGCAAGAUGACACUGCCGGGGACCAGAAAAAAGGGCCGGGCAGCUCACUUGGUGGUGCGAAGUUUAAGAAGGGAAGCGCUGGUCAGGGUGAUACGACGCAGAGAACUGGAGGGGGAGUGAGUGGUAGUGCAGCGCCUGGAAAUGCGGGAAAAAUGUCCUCUUUGAACCGACAGGCUGCCGGGUUCGAUCGGCAAGAACCACCUGAACGUGGCGCCGAUGAAGCGCCAGUGGCAGAGCAGAAACGCCAUCAAGAGGCCGGACCAGGGACGGCGCCGUUCUUCCUCAGACCCUGGACUGCCGGAGCGGCGCCAGAAGGGCAGGGAGGCGAGGAGUUCGGGGGCGGCGCGGGCGGUGUGGUGAUCCCCGACUUAGACGGCGAAGGAGAUGACGAGUUCAUCUGA